AUGAGCGACAUUGCCGACGCAGCAGCAGCCAAGCAAUCCGAAGUCACAGCCUGGUUCGCGGAAUGCCAGGAGAAACAAAAGAUCAAGACACCCCAGGAGAUAUUCCAAGACAAACAUGCAGCGCAAAGAGCCGUCAUUGACCAGGAGCUCAGGUCACUCAUAGGGCUGGAUCCUGAAAGCGACGUGACUUCAACCGGAGACCGGCUUGUUCGGUAUGCUGGUCAGCUAAAGGAGCUUGAACAGGAGCAUGCAUCUACCAAGGACACCAAUGAUCGCGCUUUUGCGGAAGAAGUAGAAGAGCGACACAAGAAGUUCUUUGCUUCGUUUGUCCAGAUUGUGGGUGCUGAUCUUGCAGGCAGAUGGAUGAGAGAGCUCCAGGGGAAACCGACACCCGUCGAGGAGGAUGCACCUAUGUUUGACGACUCGGAUCCGCAACCAGAGCCUUCUGCUGCUCGAGAGAACCAAGUCCAGCCACCAAAGCCCCCUACGAAUACACGCCCUGAGGCGAGCCAGGACCGAGAGAGAGAGCAGGAAUCUCAUGAGGAUACGGAGACAAGCCAAGACAAGCCCCAGCCAAAUGGCGAGCCUCAGACAAAUCAAAAUACCACAGCGCGCCGACAGGGUCCAGAAAGGGGGCGACCUCCAGAUCCGAGUUCACCACGGCCCCGCCAAGCCCAGCCCCAGACAGACUCUUCCUCUGCUUCGAACCAACAAAAUGGGACGCCUCUCCAGCGCCACUCAGGUGCUCGACCAGCUGGGAGUCAGCGCAAGAGGCCGGCAAGUCCGUCUGGAUCGAGAAAUGAACCCGAGAAACGCGCUCGCGUCGAGGACCCUCUUACCGAAAGAUCUAUUGACUUUGAACAAGUCUUUCAAGAUGGAAACGCCGAAAUCAAGUACACGAUCGCUCGCUACCCUCGCAAAGACGGCAACUGGUACAUUCUAGAGUGCAAAGAACAUGGUCAGCACUUUACCAACGACCCGAUCCUUGGUGCCGCCAAACACCUGGCGACUGCCGUUCAUGGCAACUUGCCCAGGAAGCAUGAACUGGCUGUUAGUAUUCUGGGCACGCUGGUCAAGAACUGCACUCCAACGAGGGUGGAGACGAAUAACGAGGUGGCCCAAGAGGCUUUCGACCAGGGACUUGGAAUCCCCGUGACGAUCAAGCGCCCGAAACGACCACGGUUCGACGGCGGUACCGCUGAACCCCGCGCGGUAGUACCUGGCCACCCUCACACUCGCAGCAGUCAGGCUGUGUCUGGUAUCAUGAACCCUAAAGCGGGCGAGAUCUACGCCGCUUACUGGAAGAGCUCCAGAAGCUUCUAUCCGGUUCUCAUCCUGCCCUGGGGAAGCUUCCAACAUAUUGGUUUCAAGGGGACGCUGCCGGACACAGGACUGUUGGACGAUACGCCAUCCUGCUAUGCUGUCGAUGGCGAAGUGGGAGAGUGGGCUGAGGGCUACGAGGAAGGCGGUGCUUUGGUCUCGAAGCGUCAAUUCCCAGUUGUGUACUUCGAUGAACUCAAGUUUCCUGAGGAGAGUUCUGUUGGGUGGGUUCCUGUUGCUGACCUGAAGCACUUUGACCCUCAUGACAUGAGCAUCCUUCAGAGAGAGUCUGUCGCCGAGUUUAUCGAGAACCAGAAGAGCCAGAACCCUGACACCAUUAUCAGAAUCGGGACUGAAUCUCCGGUUCCUGGUCUGGAGCCAGAUAUUCUGGAGAGAGGAGAGCCACUUCACAUGGACACAUUGACUGGUUCGCCCAGCAAUGAAAACGGUGCCGAUGAGCAUGAGGCGUCACGAGGAGGCUUGGCUCAUCAAGACGUUUUUACGACGCCGCCGGAGGAGACUCCACAGCCAGAGGAUGGACCAGACGGCGGAGAGCAGAGCCCAGUCCUGGAAGCAAAUGGUAACAAAGCUACUACCAACGGUGAUUCUGUUUUUACUGCCAACAAAAAUGUCACUUCCAGCGAACCGGCAGCCAACAAUGGCGAAGCUAGCCAGAAUCGUCCCAUCGUUGUGGAUGAUGAUGAUUCUUCUGAUUCCGAGAUUGAUCGUCUCAUGAGCUUCCAGCCACUCAGCAACCCGGCCGAUCUCAUCACAUCAGGAAACGACUUUUUACGACCGCGCUCUAGCGAUUCUCUUUUGGAUUCACUUCUUCAAGACAAAGACGGGGGCGACGCCACCAAGGCAAACGGUACAUCACCUACAGUGCCGACCAACCAGUCAGUCCCCAACCAGCCAGCUCCCGAGACCUCGCGCAGUCACCCUCACGAGCCCAGGUCUGAGCAUCAAAUAGGAACUGCCCCUCCAGUGACCACCGUCCGCCCAGUUACGGUCGCUCCGACAGUCAAGACUGCCCCUCCGGCAACCAACGCUUCUACAGAGAGGGCGCCUCCUACAACGAUUUCCCCUCGUUCAGUGGCCGCGCCUCAGCCACUGACAACAGCUGGUAACCCUAGACGACUCCUAGCCCCUAAACCCGACAUGUCCAGAACCCAAUCAUCACCCAUCCCAGCCACGUUGAUGCCAGACAACGAAUACCUCCAACAACUAGCAGCACAAGCCGUCGUAUCCACGCACUCAGAGAUCUUCAAAACAAACGAGCCCGUGUCACGAAGCCUGCCGAGACAAACAAGCUCCAACUUUGCAGCUACGCCACGUUCCUUUGAGAUACGACCAGAGAAUGCCCGGGCGGAGAGUGUGCCACAUCCGGCACGAAGGAGCAGCGGGUUCUUUGACGCUGUGCUGGGUCCGCGGGCUGGGUUUGUUGAACCGAAUGGGACGCCCCAGUCGUCGUCGGGGAGCCCGCGUUUCUAG
This is a messenger RNA of Fusarium keratoplasticum, 2811 nucleotides long. RefSeq lists its product as uncharacterized. Lineage: Eukaryota; Fungi; Ascomycota; Sordariomycetes; Hypocreales; Nectriaceae. The transcript has 2 exons. The record is from RefSeq and is a predicted model, not a curated record. Bases 1 to 2811 code for a protein of 936 amino acids.